Molecule: messenger RNA, 1334 nt
Organism: Agrilus planipennis (emerald ash borer)
Lineage: Eukaryota; Metazoa; Arthropoda; Insecta; Coleoptera; Buprestidae
Exons: 6
Coding region: 519-1304 (261 amino acids)
Source: RefSeq, a predicted model, not a curated record
GUGGUAGAAGUAGACCGGUAUUAAAUUACUGUUUAAAAAUAGUUAAGAAUGUGAGAUGUCCAGGAAAUUCGGAGAUUAUCUCAGAAGAAGAAUGAGUGAAUCUGUGUCCAACCAGUUUUAGUACUGUCGAUCUUGUGAUGAUUAUCAUAAUAAUGAAUAACAUAUUUAUCUAAUGAAUUUCAAGUCUGUCAACGACAAAUUUCAUUAAAAACAUUCGAUAUCCUAAUUCUUCAGUUUAUCUAUGUACUUAUAUACAUAAAUGCAUGCUUGAUUCCUUUUGUACAUGCACCGUAGUUAUUGUAACGUAAUAGUAGAUAUGUUUUAUGCCAAUAUACAAAGUAAAUACUCGUGUUUGGAAGAUAACAUUGAACUUUCAAAACUCUUCACAUUAAUUGUAUACAACUAUAUUAUCGCAUUGGUUUGAUAACAAAUUGAUGUUCUUCAUUCUCGUUUAGUUACUGAAAUAAAUCUAAUGUAGUCAUUAUUCAAAAAAAAAAAAGUUUGUGAUACUUUUUCAAAUGAGUUUCAAGUCAAGAGAAGACGAAAAUAAUUAUGAAGUAAUCGACCUAAAUAAUUUACCUUCAUUAUUGUCGGCAGAGGAUUUCACUGAUGAAAAUGGUUCCAAUACAAUGACAUCUUUAAAUGCACUUUUGCUACUCAGUUACUCUGAAGCAAAAUGUAGCGAUUGCAAAGGAGAAAAUCAGUUUCGUCUUUCAUUAGCUUAUGAAAAUCUAAGUAGAAUUCCUAAUGUCAUAUUGAACUGCAUGGCGCAACAAAUAAGAAUUUUAGACUUAAGUUACAACAAUUUUGACAAUUUGAAUUUUCUCAGCGAGUUCAAAAACUUGGAAACUUUCAUCUGUGAUCACAACAAAAUUACCUCGAACACGUAUAUCCCGUUCAUGCCCAAAUUGAGGUUUUUAUGGUUAAAUUAUUGUAAGAUAAAUGGGUUGUAUCCCUGGGCUAAAAGAUUACAAAACUCUUGCCCCAAUUUACUACAUUUAUCCCUUAUGGGAAAUCCCGCUGCUCCUUCAUAUCUCAAUGGCGGAAGUGUUCAAGAAUAUUUAGAAUACAGAUACUUCGUAAUAUCAUUGUUUCCAAAUUUAAUUUAUUUAGACGACAGAGGAAUCACAAAGGAACAAAGGGAAGAAGCACAAAAGAUAUACAAUCGUCCUAUUUUAGAAAGAAUGGCAAUAAAGAAUUCCACAGCAAUGCCUAAUUGUCUAAAGGCAAUAACAGACAGGAUAACAGCGCUUUGCUCUCCAGUACCGCCUUUUGCAGUCCCCCAGAAAAACACAAUCAUAUAAACAAACGUUAAUAUACAUAUACGUAUUUAA